Molecule: messenger RNA, 417 nt
Organism: Naegleria gruberi
Lineage: Eukaryota; Heterolobosea; Eutetramitea; Acrasida; Naegleriidae
Exons: 1
Coding region: 1-417 (138 amino acids)
Source: RefSeq, a predicted model, not a curated record
AUGGGUAACACUAAUUCAGCAAGAAAGAACCAUAGGUCAGCAGCUGGUAACUCUCGACCAGAAUCCAUAGCCGGCUCACCAGAAUACUCUCUCUUCCAACAACCUCUCAACAGCAGCAACCUGUCAGAUGCCAAAAACCUCACUUCUCCUUCCAAACAACACAAACAACACAAAUCAAUAUCAACUGGUCUUUUAUUUGGUCAUAAUAAUCAUCACUCCAACAAUAUCAAUGGUAGGGAUAUCAUUCUACCUGUCAAUGAAAUGUUCGUUGUCGUUUCUGCACCAACAACACCAUCACACAACAAUAACAACAAUACCAAACAUAACACCAACAAUAACAAUACACAUAUAUCGAGUCAAUCAAAGAUGAUUCCUCAUCAUCAUUCUCAUCAUCACCAAUCAUUCGCAUCAUCAUAA